GCAGUCGCACGUCACGUAAAUGGCAAAGUUAUAUCGGUCUACAACACUGGUGGAAAAAUUCAUAAAAAACUUUCACAAAACAAAAUUAACAAAGAGUCAUCAUCGCAAUUAACGACUGCCACCGCGACCUCACAAAAGUGCAUCGAUAUACCUGUAAUAAUAGUACGAUAUUUGUUGACUAAUUCAGGUGUAAUAAAGGGUUUUGUGCUGUCGUCGACAAGGAUGGCGACUUGACCCCACGAAUAAUGGAACACUGUGCUCAACGAUUGCUGAUUUGAGAUUUUCUCAAAAAGGUGAUUUGGUGAACGACGAGAUGGCAGAAGUAGACCCUGAGACCCUGCUGGAAUGGCUCUCGAUGGGCCAGGGGGACGAGCGAGACAUGCAGCUGAUCGCCCUGGAGCAGCUCUGCAUGCUCCUCCUCAUGUCGGACAACGUGGAUCGUUGCUUCGAAAUCUGCCCCCCAAGGACCUUUCUCCCAGCUCUCUGUCGAAUCUUCCUUGACGAGCACGCCCCAGACAGUGUCCUCGAGGUGACAGCACGAGCCAUCACCUACUACCUCGACGUGUCCGCAGAAUGCACCCGCAGAGUUGUUGCCAUGGAGGGCGCAGUAAAAGCGAUAUGUGGACGUCUCUCAGGCGCAGGUUUGGGAUCACGAGCUAGUCGGGAUCUCGCUGAACAGUGCAUCAAGGUCCUUGAGCUCGUUUGCGCGCGGGAAGCAGGUGCUGUUUUCGAAGCAGGUGGAUUACCCUGCGCUUUGUGUUUCAUCAGAGAGCAUGGGGCACGUGUGCAUCGAGACACUUUGCAUUCUGCUAUGGCUGUCGUCUCGAGAUUAUGUGGUAAAGUCGAACCCCAGGAUAAAGCACUUCCUGAUUGUGUGGAGGCUUUGUCGACACUUUUGAGGCAUGAGGAUGCACAUGUGGCUGAUGGUGCUCUCAGGUGCUUCGCCUCUUUGGCUGAUAGAUUCUCCAGGAGGGGAACUGAUCCUGCUCCUUUAGCUUCUAAUGGAUUAGUCUCGGAAUUACUGUAUAGAUUAUCAAAUGCUGCAGGCCCUGGAACCUCGGUGACAGCGACCUCCAGCAACCCCAAGACACCACCUCCCUCCAGUGCAUCAUCGACGAUGCCGACAGCAGAGCCCAAGUCCUGCGCCUCUGUCUCCACAAUUAUCAGUCUUUUAUCAACCCUCUGUCGAGGCUCCCCAUCGAUAACCCACGAUCUCCUACGCUCGGAGCUCCCUGACGCCAUUGAGAAGGCUCUCAAAGGCGACGAACGUUGUGCACUGGACUCCAUGAGACUUGUUGACCUUUUACUCGUUUUGUUGUUCGAGGGGAGGUCUGCCUUGGGGAGGGGAACAGCUGGAGGACCUUCCGGGCCUCUUCUUCCUAGGCUCAGGAGACUCGACAGUGCGGGGGAAAAAUCACAUCGACAGCUGAUCGAUUGCAUAAGAUCUAAAGACACAGACGCCCUCAUCGAGGCAAUAGACUCGGGAGGUAUCGAGGUAAACUUCAUGGACGACGUGGGGCAGACCCUUCUGAAUUGGGCGUCAGCCUUUGGAACCCAGGAGAUGGUGGAGUUCCUCUGUGAUCGAGGAGCAGACGUCAACAAGGGUCAGAGAUCCUCGAGUCUGCAUUACGCCGCCUGUUUUGGAAGGCCUGCAAUAGCUAAAGUUUUAUUAAGACACGGAGCAAAUCCUGACCUCAGGGACGAGGACGGCAAAACCCCUCUGGACAAAGCGAGGGAACGUGUGGACGAGGGGCACAGGGAAGUGGCAGCUAUUUUGCAGAGUCCAGGAGAGUGGAUGUUACCUCCUAAUCAGGAACACAGGAAGGUCGACACGGAGGUUGAAGAGCUGACCGAACCCAAGGGAGACCCUGAAAUGGCCCCUGUCUACCUGAGGAGACUCUUGCCUGUCUUCUGUGCCACUUUCCAGAGCACCAUGUUACCUAGUGUCAGGAAGGCCAGUCUCAGUCUUAUCAGGAAGAUGGUGCAUUAUAUUCAGGCUGAUUUGUUGGUGGAGACCUGUGGGGCUGAUAAAACUGCUGGCUGUGGAGCUAUGCUCGUUGAGGUCAUCGCUAAUGUCCUGGAUAAUGAGGAAGUUGAGAUUAAGUCAACGCCACCACCGCCUCCGCCUCUCAAGUUGAUCGGCCCCAAAUUGCCCUGCCUUACGUCUCGCAAGAAUACCAGUUCCCAGUACUACAUUAUCGAUAAAACGGAGGACGAGGAUGGCCACCUUAUAAUCCUCCAGAUGAUCCAAGACCUCAUGAUAAAGGGAAAGGACGAGUUCCUCGAGCAUUUUGCUAGACUGGGAGUUUUCUCGAAAGUCGCUGCCCUCGCUGGCCCCCAGGAGACGACUCCAGAGCCAGAGUCUGAGUCUACUCAGUCUGGGGAGGAGCACAGGCUCGAGGACGCCAGGGAGUUGCUCGUGGGCAGGGCCUAUCACUGGAGAGACUGGUGCAUUUGUCGAGGGCGGGAUUGCCUCUACGUCUGGAGUGAUGCUGCUGCUCUUGAGUUGUCCAACGGGAGUAAUGGCUGGUUCAGAUUCAUUCUUGAUGGAAAACUUGCCACUAUGUACUCCAGUGGAAGCCCUGAAGGAGGUACUGACACCACUGGAAAAGGACGAAACACUGAAUCCCUCACUACGGAAGAGAACCGAGGAGAGUUCCUGGAGAAGCUGCAGCGUGCGCGCAGUCAGGUGAAGCCAAACUCAGUGAGCCAACCAGUUUUAUCACGACCUGGUGCCACUCGAUUGGUCGUGGGAAACUGGGCUCUGUCCUCACGUAAAGAGGGGGAAUUAUGCAUUCAUAAUAGUGAUGGCCAGCAGCAGGCCACCAUCCUCAGGGAAGACUUGCCUGGAUUUAUUUUCGAGUCAAAUAGGGGAACUAAACAUUCAUUCACUGCUGAAACUAGUUUAGGCCCAGACUUCGCAGCAGGAUGGGCAGGCAAGCGUGGCAAGCGUCUGCGUUCAAAAAUCGAAGCGAUAAAGCAAAAAGUGAAGACCCAGGCCCAAGAGAUCUACGAGAACUAUUUCAAAGCAGCCCAGGCCCAGCCUCGAGGAGUGGUAGCCAAGCUAGCAGCGAUAGUCUCCCAGGUGGACAAAGCCUGCCAGAAGCAACUCUCAGGGAACCGAGAGUGGCGUUCAGUCCUGCAAACAGCCCUAGAGGAGUUAAAAGCCCUCCUAAACGAAGAGGGUCGAGUGUCCGCCUACGAAUUGCAUUCCAGUGGCCUCAUCCAGGCCCUCCUGGGCCUUUUAGCAGGUCCCUCUGCCCCCCAGACCCCAUCAGUGCGUGCAACCAAACUCAGACUCCAAAGAAUUGCUGUUUUCAAGACCUGCUUCAGAUCCAAGGACACCAACGAUGGAAAUUCCGCUAAAAUUCUCGUUCAAAAACUCGUUUCGGUUCUUGAAUCCAUUGAAAAACUUCCAGUUUAUCUUUAUGACACACCUGGAUCUGGCUAUGGGCUGCAGAUUCUCACCAGGAGGUUGAGAUUUAGAUUGGAAAAGGCAUCUGGUGAAAGUGCACUCAUUGACAGAUCUGGAAGGAGUUUGAAGAUGGAACCACUGAGUACAAUUCAACAACUUGAGAAUCAUCUGCUCAAGAUGAUUGCUAAGCAGUGGCAUGAUCACGACAGAUCGACGUUUACGUUUGUUAAAAAAUUGAAGGAGGGAAAUAGAAUGAAUUUCCAAUAUCAGCAUGACUUUGAUGAGAAUGGGGUUCUCUACUGGAUUGGGACCAACUCGAAGACCGCACCUGAGUGGGUGAAUCCGGGGCAGUAUGGGCUCGUAGUGGUAACAUCGAGUGAUGGGAGAAGUCUACCUUAUGGACAUCUCGAGGAUAUUUUGAGCAGGGAUCAGAAUGCACUCAAUUGUCAUACUAAUGACGAUAAGAGGGCUUGGUUCUCCAUCGAUCUGGGCGUCUGGCUGGUACCCAGCGCUUAUACUCUUAGGCAUGCCAGAGGGUAUGGCAGGAGUGCACUGAGGAACUGGAUGUUCCAGGUGUCCAAGGAUGGGAUCAACUGGACGACUUUGUAUACUCAUGUGGAUGAUUGCAGUUUGAAUGAACCUGGGAGCACUGCCACGUGGACCUUGGAGGCUCCUGCUGAGGAAACUCAGGGGUGGAGGCAUCUGAGGCUACAGCAGACUGGCAAGAAUGCCUCGGGGCAGACACAUUAUCUGUCGGUUUCUGGGUUUGAGGUAUACGGAGAAGUCACAGGAGUCUGUGAAGACCUGGGCAGAGCAGCGCGAGAGGCAGAAGCAGGAGUUCGAAAGCAAAGAAGACUAAUAAGAACCCAAGUCCUCCGUCACCUCGUUGCUGGUGCCAGAGUGGCCCGAGGCCUAGACUGGAAGUGGAAGGAUCAGGAUGGCAAUCCUCCAGGUGAGGGUUCCAUCACUGGAGAGCUCCAUAACGGCUGGAUCGAUGUCACCUGGGACCACGGUGGCUCCAAUUCCUACAGAAUGGGAGCAGAAGGAAAAUACGAUCUGAGAUUAGUGGGCUCUAGCUUCGAUGCUGACUCUGGAAAGAGCAAAAAUGGAUCUGGAAUAUUGACAGGGAGAAAGUCCAGUUCUACUCCAAGUCUACCUGAUUGCACAGACGUCAGCAUGAGGGGGUCAGUGGCGUCGACUGAUCAGGCUGCCAGUGCUGAUAAUCUGGCAGCUAAACAGGCUGCUGAGUCCAUUGCCGAGAGUGUCCUCUCGGUGGCAAGGGCUGAGGCAGUGGUUGCUGUCACUGGGGAAGGGGGAUCCAGUAAUACCACUGGGGAACUCAGUGUUGUACUUCAUCCCAGGCCUGAGUCCACUGUCAGCAGUGAUCUGGCGACUAUUGUUGAGAGUUUAGCUCUCAAUACUGAUUGCUCGGGGAAUAGUAAUAGUAAUAGGGCAUCCAGCAGCUCCAAGCCACUUUAUACUACUGUUCGAGGGAAUAAGCCGGCUAGCGGUUUGUUGAGUCUGGAGGCAGUUGAGGUGCUCGAUCGUCUUCGCGAAGGCGCCGAUAGACUGCGUAACAACACUAACAGUUUCUUGAGUGGAGAAUUACUCGGUUUAGUGCCAGUUAGGAUCUCAGUGUCUGGUGAGAGUGAGGAUAAUUCACUCAGAAUCCGCCCAGUGCCAAAGCACAAUCUAACAGCUCAAGAUGCAAAUAAAGAAUGCAGUCGAGACAAGGACGCUAGUUCAUCAUCUCAGAAUCCAGCUGGAGGAUGUCCAGUUGUUGUAACCAAUCCUAUGUCAGUCUCAGUGCCCAAUCUUGCGUGUUCCGAUGCUAAUAACACACUGGAGCCAGUAGCUGCCACUGGUUUACUAGAGACUUUUGCUGCCAUGGCCCGAAGACGUACUCUAGGACCAUCUGGUGGCCAACACAUUGCACCAAACUCAAACACAGGAUCUAACCCACGUGGACCAAAUUCGGUAUCGAGUCUCGUCAGGUUAGCCCUUAGUUCAAAUUUUCCUGGUGGUUUACUGAGUACUGCACAGAGUUAUCCAAGCUUAACGAGCAGUGGACAGGUGGCUGGUAGUGGCGUCACGACUACCACUGGUGCUGGGCUUGGGCAGGCACUCACCAUGUCCCUUACGAGUACCAGCAGUGACAGUGAACAGUUGUGGCUUCAGGUUAGUCUAGAGGACUUUCUGGAAUCCUGUGGAGGUGUCGCAGGCUCCAGUGUCUCCGGUGUUAGAACAGCAGGGGGUCCAACCCUCCUUGGAGAACUCGAGGAUGAUGAGGAUGGAGUUCUUGCUGAGGAGGAGGACGACAACGACGAGAAUGACCAGGAGGAGGACGAUGAGGAGAAUGAGGAGGAGGGAGAGGGGGGCGAGGGUGAUUACGAGGAAGUCAUGGUCUCCAGAAAUCUUUUGGCUGCCUUCAUGGAGGAAGAAACACCACAGACGUCCAAGAGACGAGCCUGGGAUGAUGAAUUUGUUCUUAAACGACAGUUCUCUGCGCUCAUUCCAGCGUUCGAUCCUCGUCCUGGUCGAACAAACAUCAACCAAACAACAGAUCUCGAAGUGCCCCCACCAGGAAGUGAUCCCCAAUCAAGCACCCGAGUGGGUGCCCCCAUAAUGCCCCGUCUCUCCCUCUCGCUGAAGGGUCCAGGCCUCCCAGAGAUUCCCGACGUGGAGCUUCCCCUCUCUGACCCCCACUCGAGUAUAUUCCAAGCAGUGCAAGAGCUGAUGCAACUAACAGAACUCGGUACACGUCAAGAGAAACUUCGUCGCAUCUGGGAACCAACGUAUACGAUAAUCUACAAAGAAUCUAAAGACGAGGAGUCUUCAGGACGUGCCACCCCCAUCGUGACCCUCUACUCAGGAAAACCCACGCAAAGCACGAAUGCCUGCACAGUUGAGGAUGUUCUCCAGCUGCUGCGUCACGUCUACGUGAUUUCAACAUCUCGAGACGACAAAAAGGACGAGACAUUAACAGAUGAUUCAUUGGAGUCUUGCUGGGUGCAUCCAGAUGACUUCACCUCCAAGAAAAUCACCAACAAGAUAGUCCAACAGAUCCAGGAUCCUCUGGCAUUAGCAGCAGGAGCCCUCCCCACCUGGUGUGAGGAGCUUGCCAGAAGCUGUCCCUUCCUCCUUCCUUUUGAGACUCGUCGUCUCUACUUCUCCUGCACUGCCUUCGGCGCCUCCAGAUCCAUCGUCUGGCUUCAGACCCAACGAGACGCUGUCCUGGAACGUCAGAGGGCCCCAGGACUCUCCCCUCGACGAGAUGACAGCCACGAAUUCAGAGUUGGUCGUCUUAAACACGAGAGAGUGUCAGUCCCUCGAGGUGAGAAACUCCUGGACUGGGCUGAGGAGGUCCUCAAGGUCCACUCCAGCAGGAAGAGCAUCCUUGAGGUUGAGUUCGUUGGAGAAGAGGGAACUGGUCUUGGUCCUACUUUGGAAUUCUUCGCCCUGGUGGCUGCUGAAUUACAGAGGAAAGAUCUGGGGCUCUGGCUUUGUGACGACGAGGAUCCCAAUCAGAUGUCUUGCCCCUCUGAUGAACAUGUGAGACCCCCUGGCUACUACGUCAUUCGACCCAGUGGAUUAUUCCCAGCGCCUCUGCCUCAGGUGUCUGAAGAGUGUAACAGGGCUAUUAAAUACUUCUGGUUCCUAGGAGUUUUUCUUGCUAAAGUCCUUCAGGAUAAUAGACUAGUGGAUUUGCCAUUAUCUAGGAGCUUUUUGAAACUCAUGUGUCGUGGCGAUAUCACUAAUAAUGUUAAUGAGAGGAUUGGACUCACUGGGGUCACUCAGGAGAGCAUGUCCAGCAGCAUGGCUAGUAGUUUUAUCUCUGAGGAGGGGGAGGAGGGCUGUGGACUGUUGGAACCCAGUCCCUGGUGGGAGGGAAUUCUCGAUAUUGAGGAUCUGGUGAUGGUGGAUCCUGUGAGGGGGGAGUUUAUCAAGCAGGUGCACAUGUUGAGUCUCAAGAGGGAGAGGACGAUUAGUGAGGGGGGUGGGGAGGAGGAUACUAUGAGGAUCCAACAUCCGUCCGGUGCUUCGGUACCUAUUGAGGAGCUCGGUUUAACAAUGACUUAUUCACCUGGGUCCAGGGUCUUUGGGCAUGAGGUGGUGGAGCUUGUGGAGGAUGGGGCUGAGGUGGUAGUCACUAUGGAGAAUGCCAGGGAGUAUGCGGAGAUGACGGUGAAAUAUUGUUUGGAUGGGGGCAUUGCUAGGCAGCUGGAGGCCUUCAGAAGUGGGUUCUCUAAGGUCUUUCCUAUGGAGAAGCUUCAUGCUUUUAGUCCUGAGGAGAUCAGGGCCAUGCUUUGUGGGGAACAAAAUCCUGAGUGGAGCAGGGAGGAUUUGCUGAAUUAUACGGAACCGAAGCUGGGUUAUACUAGGGAGAGUCCUGGAUUCCAGCGUUUUGUCAACGUUCUCCUCUCCCUGACAGGCUCCGAAAGAAAAGCCUUCCUUCAAUUUGCAACAGGCUGUUCAGCCCUCCCUCCAGGUGGUCUCUGCAACCUCCAUCCAAGACUGACAGUAGUACGAAAAGUAGACGCUGGCUCCGGUGGUUAUCCAUCCGUCAACACCUGUGUGCAUUACCUAAAACUCCCAGAAUACCCAACCGAAGAUAUUUUAAAAGAAAGACUACUGGCUGCAACAAGAGAGCGAGGCUUUCACUUGAAUUAAGUCAAGAUUAUCCUAGUAAAUAUGAAAAUUCAAUUUCCGUUGUUCCAUGGGGAGGGGGGGGGACAUGGGUGAGAUAAAUGAGGUGUUUGUGGCACUCGAAUCAAUGUACGACGUUAUUGUUACGGCCUUCGAUAUUCAAAGAAUUGUCAGAAUGAUCAUGAGGAUUUAAUCAAUGUAAUAUUGAAGUUCUUUCGAUGUGACUCAGUAAUACAGGCACUGGACAAUGGAUAGGUAAUAAACAAUUGGCACAUAGAUGUGAAAAUUUUCUCAAUGACAAUUUUACAAACUUCUCGUAGUCUUAUUGCGUUUUUUCGGAGAUCUCGAGGUGAGAAAUUUAUGAAUUUUAGUAGAUGCUUUUUGAUUACUAUUGCCCUCUCUUAUGCUUUUUUUGAUUCAGAGGAGGGGGAGGACAUUUGUCUGUGUGUGUAUUGCUACGUGAAUUUUGUAGGUGAAUUUACUUUUUUUGCUCGAUUGGUUCCAGUGGGAAGUGGAGACUAGUUGUUUUUUGGAGAGAAAAAUAUCAGAAAUUAAUUUCAAAAUCUAUUGUUUAUUUUUUUAAUGAAAAGAAAUAUAGUUUAUUAUUUCAAUUCAAAUCAAUUGGUAAAUUUGGUUAGAUGAUGUCACCACUUCAUCACUGGAUUCAAUGAGGGAAAACCGGAAUUUUUAAUUCGUUUAUUCUCUUUGAAAUCUGUAUAUUGCUUUCUAUUUAAAAAUGCACGUAAUUAUUGUUCAUCCAUCUUCUGUUAAUUAGAGACAGUUCUGGAAUAUUCAGCUGGGGAGAUACUGUUUUCCUCGAUGAUGAAUAGCACGAAGGAUCAUGUUGAGAUCGUUAUUUUUGGGAAUAAAGUCUGAAUUUAUCGAUUUGUUUAUUUCCAUUAAUUAAUUGAUAAUAAUUCGCUCUGCCUAAGCGUGUGAGAGGAAGUAACUGUGGUCAUUAUGGUUUUUCUAGAUAAAUGGAGGAAUAAUGGUAGCAUGUGCCACUUAUGCUACUACUAAGGGUUUUCAAUUUGUUCAUAGGGUCAUCAGAAAAUUGUUGGCUAAAUUGUGAAAUUCGCUGGGUUUGAAAGAAACCUUUGGGACUAUUCCGUAAAUAUCUUAAGAACUAAUGGGUUUAGUGGAACAUGUCUUUGAUAUUUUUCUCCAAACCCACUAUUUUUCGAGAUAUUCGCAGAAAGAACCCCAUAAAAAACAUUUCAACUUUAUCAUUAAGCCACAAAAAAAUGUAUUUAGGAUAAUUCGGAGGGUAAUUUCAAUGAAAAGAAUAAUUAUUUUAACAGGCAAGUGCCUCCAACCGAUGAAUAAGCCACAAAAAACAUAAUAAAUAAAAAGAAAUGAAUAAAAAUCAUUAGAAGUUUCUGUCAUAAGAGAAAAAAACUGUCGCUUGACCUCAAUUCAUCGAUUUAGUCAACUUAAUAAUUGGAAAAAUAAAGAUAAUGAAAAUUGAAAUUGAACCAAAACAAGGGGAGUAUAAUGAUAACUAUAAAUAUAUGAGAAAUGGAUAUUUUUUGUUCCUCGGUAAAUGAGUAAAUCAAUGAGACUCGUCAAGUCCACGGGCACUAUGCAUAUUUGUACGAUACGCUACUUAAUGCUCACAAGAAUGAUCAUAAAUGAAUUACAAUAAUGAAUAGAUGGGGUGAUUAUUAAUAACAGAUGAUUAAAAAACAAUUCAGUAUACCUGUACUAGCGUUUAGAUGAAGUGAAUAUAAAUGAUAUAAUAUAAAUGUGAGAGAUGAUUACUAACGAUAUCGAAGACGAAAAGAACACUGAUGUAAUGAGGAUAAAUAAUUAGUUAAUAUUAAUUACUGUAUUAUAAAUUAUUAUUGAUUCUCGGGGGAGAUGAAAUAAAAUGAGGAAAAACAUUA
This is a messenger RNA of Diachasma alloeum, 9948 nucleotides long. It is a transcript of the gene Ufd4, whose product is annotated as E3 ubiquitin-protein ligase HECTD1. Gene Ontology annotation, cellular component: nuclear speck. NCBI's taxonomy places the organism in Eukaryota, Metazoa, Arthropoda, Insecta, Hymenoptera, Braconidae. The record is from RefSeq and is a predicted model, not a curated record. The coding region runs from base 314 to 8086 and encodes 2590 amino acids. Gene Ontology annotation, molecular function: ubiquitin protein ligase activity; metal ion binding; protein binding. The transcript has 17 exons. Gene Ontology annotation, biological process: anatomical structure development; protein K63-linked ubiquitination; proteasome-mediated ubiquitin-dependent protein catabolic process.